Messenger RNA from Eurytemora carolleeae, 3652 nucleotides. RefSeq names its product leucine-rich repeat protein SHOC-2. NCBI's taxonomy places the organism in Eukaryota, Metazoa, Arthropoda, Copepoda, Calanoida, Temoridae. The record is from RefSeq and is a predicted model, not a curated record. Gene Ontology annotation, molecular function: protein binding. The transcript is spliced from 11 exons. Bases 371 to 2245 code for a protein of 624 amino acids.
AUUUUAGUUUAAAAACUAUACAAUACUAAAUGAUUUUUGUUAAACGAAAACAGAAAAUAUGGUUAUUACAUGUUCAGAAAAUUGUUUUGAAGCUAUAACUUUAUGUGAUUCUAUGCUAAGUUUUUUUUACUGUACUUGCCACAUUCACUUAUUGGAUGUUUGUAAAGUUGGAUAAAAAUGUUUACAACCGUGAAAAGAUAUGAUAAAAUUAAAAGGGUUUAAAAGGAGUUCACGCUCUACUCUCUCCUUCAGAAGAAAUUUAUAAUUUAUAAUUUCUUCUUUCAUUAAAAUAUGGUGAAAAAUUGAAGAAUUUAAUUCAGGAACUAAGAGCCUCGAGAAACUUCUUUACCGUGUCAGUCAAACCUUGAAAAUGUCAGGUUCUAAGAAUUGCAAUGAGGACGCACUUCGGAGACAGGAAAAUACGGAACCUGAGAUCUCUAUCUUGUCAAGAGCAGAAAACAAAUCGUCCGAACCUGAAUCACAGAUAUCUCGAGAUAAAACGGAUUUGAAACAUUCUGAACUCGAAUCAAUUAAAAUUAAUGAUUGUUUCUCCGAACCUGAACCCUCGAUAUCUCUCCGUGUCUUCGAUCCCAAUAUUACCAAGUUGGAUUUAAGUUCACAGAACCUAUUGGAGCUUGAUUCAAGUAUAUCCAACCUUAUUCAACUGCAGGAUUUGAACCUAGCCUCUAACAACCUGAAAACCUUUCCUUCGGAAAUCUUAAACCUAAAACUUCUCAGGGUUCUUAAUCUUGCCCAGAACAAUAUUACAGAAGCAAGGUUGGAUUUCUCUGAUCUCAUCCAUCUGGAAUUCCUGGAUAUCAAAGAAAACCUUCUCCAGUACAUCCCGGGAAAUUUGGAGGAUUUACAGAGUUUGAAAUAUCUAGAUUUAUCCUACAACAAGCUCCGUAAUCUUCCGGAAUACUUCCAGAGUAACCUGGAGACACUGAUCCUGGAUGGAAACGAACUGAAAGACCAAACUAAACUCCCAACCUGGAUUAUUAAGCAGAACGCGUUGCAAAUCCUCUCCCUCGCCGCGGUUUGGUUUAAGGAGUUGAUAGAUGUAUUUAUCGGAGAUAUUAGUUUAAAUAACCUUGUCAAACUUGAUCUGAGAUGUUCAAAUAUAGAUCUGAUUCCACAGUCCUUGACGUACCUGGAGAACCUUGAAGUUCUUGAACUUGGGAAUUGUCGAGAUAUCAUGGAUAAUGCCUUGACGCACUGGAACAGGACUAAAUGCUCUUUCGAGAUGAGGAACGAAAUUCACAAUCUGCCGAAGUUUGUCAAACUGUCGAACCUAACCACUCUCUCAGCGGAGAACCUGAAUCUGCAAUCUGUCCCUGAGAGUAUCCAUAUCCUUGUAAACCUAGAGAACCUAAACCUUUCCGGGAACUUUAUUGAGGAGCUACCCCCCGGGAUCCUGGAGCUUGGAAACCUGAAGUUUCUGAACCUGAACCUUAAUAAACUCUGGAGUAUUCCGUCCUCACUGUUCAUGAAGCUCAGCCAGCUACGCCAUGCUCUACUCGCGAGAAACAACCUUUACGAAAUCCCUGAGCUGAAUGGAGAUAUCGAACUGGAAACCCUAGAUAUCUAUGGAAACCUUCUAGAAGAAGUUCCAGAGAUGGUAUUUAAACUAGAAAGCCUAGUUAGGUUGGACCUAGGAGGGAUGAUUCAUAUCAACAGUAAAGCAAUAGAAGAUAUAGGAGAAGGGUACCUGGAGAAGUAUGAGCAACUGCGUGAGAACUAUAAAACCUGGGAUCAUAGCGACAAGUCUUUCGAGAGAACGGAAAAGUCUGUGAUGGCCGAAUCUGAAGAAAGUGUUAAACGGUAUUAUUUCAACGAACUGGAAGAAGAAGAAGAAGAAGAAUAUGUUGAGUGUAUAGAGGAACACCUGAUAAACCAGAGACCGGGAGAAGAUCAUGAUAGUUCGGACGCAUGGGAACCAGACUCCUGGGCAAUAGAAGCACAGAAAGAGAAGAGGAGAGCUGCAGGACAGGCGAGCACACGAAUUACCAGGUUCCCACCUUUACGAACAAAACUUCUGUCAGGUUUUCAGCCUCAAGAUAUCUCCGAGGUCAAUUCUGGAGGCUGGAAGGAGAAGAAGGACGGUCUAGAGGACGGGAUAGAUGAAACCAAUUCGAGAUUUUGUCCGGCAGAUUUUCAUGCGAAGUCUAUCACAGAUGAUGGGAUUGUUGCCAGGGUGACCUGGGAACAAGUAAAACUGGUGGUGAAACGACAAUUUGAGGAUUAAUACAAAUUGAUAGGACAACAUAAUUCGACAGGACAACAUAACAAUUUAAUAAGUCAACUCAUUAAUUCAAUAAGUCAGCAUAGCAAUUCAAUAUGUCAACAUAUCAAUUUAAUAAGUCGACAUAUUAAUUAAUAAGUAAAAAACAUAACAUUUUUUUCAGUAAGUCAACAUAUUUCUUAACAAUCAAAAAGAAAACGGUUAAUUCAUUUUCGUAAAAUCGUAAUAAAGAAGCUAGAAGUUUGCCCCUAGUCUAGUUCUCCCUCAAAUAUUUCCAAAGAGUGAAUGUAACCUUCUCCUCCACAUUCUCUUUUUUCUUCCCCUAAUAAUUGAACUAAAAUUGUUUUUCAGUCUCCUCUUUAAAUUUUUAAUUCACCACCGUCACUGUUUAAAUCGUCUUCGUUGAGUUUAAAACUUUAAACUGGAUGAACGCAGCGUUUUGCGCGUUGGCGGGAAUUAUCUCAGUCGCUGUGAUUACUUGUUGCAAUUUGAGUGUCGGGGUUAAUAGGAAAAGGUUUAAUAAAUUAAAAUAUGCCUGGUAACAUUUUUAACAAGGUUAAAUCGUGGUUCCGUCCUAGUAUAUGAUUCUUUAGGAAUUUACCACCCUUUAUUUUCUACAUGUUAUCCCUAAAAAAGCUCUAAUGAUUUUUUGGUUGUCCCGUCAUUCUACUAUAAACGCUCUGCACGAUCCUGUAUCGAUUAAAUUCCGUCUGAGACCGUUGUUGACUUAUUAAAACUGCUGUACCUGUUAGAAUCUUUUGUUCAGUAGCCAUUAGACAGUUGAUUUGAAGAGUUCUAAUCUCUUAUUUUUUGUUUCAUCUGUUAUGUUCUUUAAUGUUAUCUUAGUUCUUUGGUUUUCUUUGUUUAUAUGCUUCAGUAUUUAUCCUUACUUGAAUACGCAGUUCCCUGUUAAUUAGCUUUAACUUUAUACUUAGUUUACUUUAAUAGCUUCUUAUACACAGUCCAUGUGAUAGCUUAUUAUACAUAGUUGUAUACAUAUGUAAAUAGCUUCUUAUUCAACAUACAUAGUUCACUUUAAAAGCUUCUUAUACACAGUCCAUGUGAUAGCUUAUUAUACAUAGUUGUAUACAUAUGUAAAUAGCCCUUAUUCAAUAUACAUUGUUCACUUAAAAAGCUUCUUUUGCAUAGUUCACCGUAAUUAUUAUAAAUAGCUCUUUUUAAUAGCUGAAACUUAGAUAAAUAGUUCACUUUAAUAGCUUCUUAUACACAGCUAAUUAUUACUUAAGCUUAAGCUUAGAUGCAUAGUUUAUUGUAAUAGCUUCUUAUACAUAGUUCACUUUUUACAAGCUUAAGCUUAGAUACAUGUUCCCUGUAAUAGCUUCUUAUACAUAGUUCACUUUUUACAGCAUAAACUUAAUUAAUCAGGUUUCUUUUAAAAAGCUUAAUCAA